Messenger RNA from Capronia epimyces CBS 606.96, 936 nucleotides. RefSeq lists its product as uncharacterized. Lineage: Eukaryota; Fungi; Ascomycota; Eurotiomycetes; Chaetothyriales; Herpotrichiellaceae. The record is from RefSeq and is a predicted model, not a curated record. The transcript has a single exon. Bases 1 to 936 code for a protein of 311 amino acids.
AUGUGGCCCUUCAGCAGUAGCGUUCCUUUCAAGCCGGCAACAGGCAUUCCUAGCCUCGCCGGCAAAGUCAUCCUCGUCACUGGAGGCAACAAUGGCAUCGGCAAGGAAACAGUCCUCCAGCUUGCCAGACACAAUCCACAGAAGAUAUUCCUCGCAGCGCGGAAUGAAUCGAAAGCUAAGGCCGCCAUUGCUUCGAUCAAGUCACAGAUUUCCGAGGAUGUCGACGUCGAGCAUCUGCCUGUCGAUCUCACCUCGUUACCUUCCAUCAAAAACGCUGCCGACAGAGUCAUCAGUCGCAGCAAUCGCCUAGACAUUCUCGUCCUGAACGCCGGGAUCAUGGCUGUCCCGCCGGACAAGACAGCUGCAGGGCAAGAGAUCCAAAUGGGGACCAACCAUGUCGGCCACUUCCUUCUUACCAAGUUGCUCCUCCCGACCUUGCAACACACGGCCAAAGAGUACAACCCAGAUGUGCGCGUUGUGUCUGUGUCCUCGGAGGCCUGGAAUAUGGCCCCAAGUCUUGACACCAUCCUCUCGACCGACAAGCUCACGGCUAGAGGUCCAUGGACACGAUACGGAGCGUCUAAGGCAGCCAACAUCAUGUUUGCCGCCGAACUGGCUCGUCGCUACCCCACGCUUACCAGUGUAUCUCUCCAUCCUGGAAUCAUCAAGACAGACCUAUAUCUCCCCAGCAUAGGGGUGAACCCUAUUGUCAAAUAUGGCUCCAUGGUAGUCGGCCCACUUCUAUUUCAGAACAUCGAAACCGGAGCAUUUAAUCAGCUGUGGGCCGCGGCCGGCGCGAGAAAAGAAGAGCUCACCAAUGGGGGAUAUUACACUCCGGUCGGCAAGCUCAGGAAGAAUAAAUGGGUCACGGAUACAGAUGCGGGAACCAAGUUGUGGCAAUGGACGGAGAAGGAGCUGAAGCAGGCAGGCUACUGA